This is a messenger RNA of Lepus europaeus (European hare), 888 nucleotides long. RefSeq names its product sulfotransferase 1 family member D1. The record is from RefSeq and is a predicted model, not a curated record. Lineage: Eukaryota; Metazoa; Chordata; Mammalia; Lagomorpha; Leporidae. The transcript is spliced from 7 exons. Gene Ontology annotation, biological process: sulfation. Gene Ontology annotation, molecular function: sulfotransferase activity. The coding region runs from base 1 to 888 and encodes 295 amino acids. Gene Ontology annotation, cellular component: cytoplasm.
AUGGACAGAAAUCUGAAUGCUUUGAGGAGGGAGUUAGUGGAUGUGCAGGGGGUCCCCCUCUUCUGGGGCAUUGCCGAGGAGUGGGCUCAGGUGGAGUCAUUUGAGGCCCGCCCAGAUGACCUGCUGAUCUCCACCUACCCCAAGUCUGGAACAACCUGGAUCAGUGAAAUACUGGAUUUGAUCUAUAACAAUGGGGAUGUAGAAAAAUGUAAAAAGGAUGCAAUAUAUAAACGAGUGCCUUUCAUGGAAUUUAUAAUCCCAGGAAUCUCAAAUGGUGUGGAGCAGUUGAACAAAAUGCAGUCUCCCCGGUUGGUAAAAACACAUCUACCCGUUGAUCUUCUCCCUUCUUCAUUUUGGAAGAAUGAUUGCAAGAUGGUCUACAUGGCACGGAAUGCCAAAGAUGUGGCUGUAUCUUACUAUUAUUUCUACCAGAUGGCAAAAAUGCAUCCAGACCCAGGCACCUGGGAGGAGUUCCUGGAGAAAUUUAUGGCUGGGAAGGUAUGCUUUGGUUCCUGGUAUGACCAUGUGAAGGGCUGGUGGGAGAAAAGAAAAGAUUAUCGCAUCCUUUACCUAUUUUAUGAAGAUAUGAAAGAGGAUCCAAAGCUUGGAAUGCAGAAGUUGUUACAGUUUCUAGAGAAAGACAUGCCAGAACAAACCGUGGAUAAAAUCAUUUAUCAUAGCUCUUUCAAUGUGAUGAAGCAGAACCCUACUGCAAAUUAUACUACAAUGGGGAAAGAACUGAUGGAUCAUUCUGUGUCUCCUUUCAUGAGAAAAGGUAUUUCAGGAGACUGGAAAAAUCAAUUCACUGUAGCUCAGUAUGAGAGAUUUGAAGAUGAUUAUACAAAGAAAAUGGAAGAGUCUACACUGCAGUUUCGGUCAGAGCUCUAA